Molecule: messenger RNA, 5936 nt
Organism: Sycon ciliatum
Lineage: Eukaryota; Metazoa; Porifera; Calcarea; Leucosolenida; Sycettidae
Product: chromatin-remodeling ATPase INO80-like
Exons: 36
Coding region: 419-4942 (1507 amino acids)
Biological process (GO): chromatin remodeling; DNA repair
Cellular component (GO): Ino80 complex
Molecular function (GO): ATP binding; DNA binding; histone binding
Source: RefSeq, a predicted model, not a curated record
CCUGUAAUGGAGUCCCGGCGGUGGCUACCUGCUACGUCCUCGGCCUCCCUAUCCCAACUGUUGAUGCUGAUGCUUGUGAUGAUGGUUGGCGUGCCACUGCAGUGCCAGGCCCCAACCAGAGCCAAAUGAGCAGCAGCCCAGUGAUUGUGAUGCGUGGCGCUGAUGGACGAUCUCUGUCCUUGCCUCUCUCAUCACACUGGGCUCACAAGUAAUGUUUUCCUUGCACCGUGGAAGCAAGAGGUUUCUGCCCGUUUAUUCCCUCCAUCUCCACCUAUCCUGAGUCUUGGCGGCUGCAUGCAUUGUAUGCGCUGAUCAGAUGUGCCUGAGCAUAUGCUCAGGUGGUAUUUCGCUCGUCUAUCGGCUCAGUUUGAGUUUGUUUUCCUCUUUCAAAAGGUAAUAAUUCAAAAUUGUGUUUGACAUGGCCGAUGUGAAUGGACUCCAUGGUAGUGCCCGGGAGGAUCGUCAAGAUCACAAUACUUACGCCGCAAUUCCAUUGAGUGUGAAGAACGUACAGCAGCUGCUGAAUUUGGAGCCUCUUUUCAGUCAAGUCGAUAAGCUUCUAGACCAGUCCAUUGCCCCUUUCGACAGUGACGAUGAAGCAUGGAAUGAUGGAGAGUCAGGCGAGCGAAAGCCCGGCAGCAAGAGUGCCACUGCUGUCAGCAACAGUGGUGGAACGGCUGCUAGCUCACAGUCCCGGCAUUCGUCCAAGAAGAAGAGGCCGAAGAGAGUAAGAGAUAGCUGUGUGGAGUACAAUUUUAGCCAGCUGGGACGCAAGCGACAAUGGCUGGAGGACAUGCUUCUGAGCGACUCAUCAGGCUCGUCGGAAGACGAAAUCUUGGAAGAUGAUUGCCAGAGCUUGCUUCAGCUGCACAAGUUACGUCGCUAUCGCCAGGGCCUGUUUCAUGAGAACAGUCACCUGCGACAGUACCAAUUCUACUCUGCUGGUGUACUCUGUGAUCAUGAUCCAUUUGUAUCACUCAACAAGUCUACAGCCAAACCCAAGGCAAGCAGCAAGGAGUCGAAAGCAGCAAUGAAAGCCAAGAUCAAGAAGAUGAAACUGCUGAAGAAGCAGAAGAAACAAGCUGCGUUGCUGGCAGCCAAGAUGAAGAAAAAGAGUCUGGAUGAGCGUAAGAAGAAGAGGAGCAAACAGAAGGAGCUUGACAUGAAGCGGCAACGCGUUUGGAGUAUUGUUGCCAAGAAGGACGUUCCCAGGAUGCAACGCCAGUUCAGCACAGCGUUCAACACUAUACAGGGCAACUGCAGAAAGAUUGCACAGCUAUGUCAAAAGGAGGUACGCAAGGAGUGGCAGGUCUCGCAGAAAGCAAGCAAGGAGACGAUACCGCGCGCUCGUCGCCUUACCAAAGAAAUGCUGAUCUUUUGGAAGCGGUUUGACAAGGUGGAGCGGGAGCACAGGCGUCGUGCUGAGAAGGAAGCCAUGGAACAGCGGAAACAGGACGAAGAGCUCCGUGAAGCGAAGAGACAGCAACGGAAGCUUAAUUUCUUGAUCACCCAAACAGAGCUGUAUGCUCAUUUCAUCGGCAAGAAGCUUAGUAAAGACAAGGACGAGGAGGAUGGCGAGGGAGGCGACGCUUCUGGUGACGCUAUUUUGGAGAAGCUUGAUGAUGGUCCAUUGCAACGACGUGCAGCGGACGGUACAUUGGUGACGCUGGAAACAGCAGAAGAUUAUGAUGCUGAGGCAAUGAAAGCACAGGCGUUGGCCAAUGUCCAGCAUGCGCUCAACACCCACGAAGCCAAGACUAAAGCCUACUCGGGUGCAGUUGAUGGCAGUUCCACCGAGCUCCAGGACACUUUUGACAUGAACUACAGCUUGGCAAACCCGUCACUUGGUGACGAUCUCAAACCUCAGCCAAAGAUGUUUAGAGGCAAGCUCAAGGUCUAUCAGCUGAAGGGUAUGAAUUGGCUGGCGAAUCUCUAUGAUCAAGGCAUCAAUGGUAUCCUGGCUGAUGAAAUGGGUCUUGGUAAAACCGUGCAAAGCAUCUCCUUGCUUGCCCAUCUUUCCGAGAAUCAGAAUACCUGGGGACCGUUCUUGGUUGUAGCACCAGCUUCAACGCUGCACAAUUGGCAACAAGAAGUUACUCGCUUUGUGCCAGAUUUCAAGGUCUUGCCAUACUGGGGAAAUCCCAAUGAGCGUAAGACAUUGCGCAAGUUUUGGACCCAGAGUCAGUUGUAUCGCAAGGACGCGCCGUUCCAUGUCCUCAUCACCAGCUAUCAACUGAUCAUAUCUGAUGUGAAGUAUUUCCAGCGUAUCAAGUGGCAGUACAUGAUCCUUGACGAGGCGCAGGCCAUCAAGAGCUCAGCCAGUGUCCGAUGGAAGAUUCUGCUUGGGUUCAACUGUCGCAAUCGCUUACUACUCACUGGUACCCCUAUUCAAAACAGCAUGGCUGAGUUGUGGGCUCUUCUUCAUUUCAUCAUGCCCACGCUAUUCGACUCGCAUGCUGAGUUUGACGAGUGGUUCUCCAAAGACAUUGAGAACUCGGUGGAGAAGAAGUCCAGCAUUGAUCAGCAUCAACUCUCACGCUUGCACAUGAUCUUGAAGCCGUUCAUGUUGCGUCGUAUCAAGAAGGACGUGGAGAAUGAGAUGGCUGAAAAGAUUGAGUUGGAGCAAUACUGCACGCUUUCACGCCGUCAGCAGUAUUUGUACCGAGGUAUCCGCCAGCUGAUUUCACUGGACGAGCUCUUACAUCACUCCACCAAUACAUCCUCAACCAGCAGUAGCCUUAUGAACCUGGUCAUGCAGUUCAGAAAGGUCUGUAACCACCCAGAGUUGUUCGAACGUCGCGAGGUUGUGUCUCCUCUUUCCACCUCUGUUGCCGACCUCAGAAUACCUAGAUUGUUGUUUGAGGAGGGCCUUCUGUCCGGUUUCUCCACAACUGAGAAAUCCAGGUGUCUUGAACGGCACAGUCUCCUGAAGCCGGAUUGUCUGCACCGGGCCACCAUGAUGGCAUCGCGUAGCCAUGGCGACAGCUCACUGGGCAAUACGCAACGUGGUUCCAAUGAGGCAUGUGACCUACUGGGUUCACUGUCUUUGCUGCGUGAAACACCAAGUGUAUGCAGUAGACUGUUGCUGGGUGAUUUCAACACAAGAAUGUUGCAGUGGGCCGAGCAGCGGAGACUGGAUUCACUUCAGUUCCACCGGCGGACAUUUGAAGUUGCCGACAGCUCUGACGAUGAGAGCAUUGCACCAUCUUCCCCUGGACGAGAGUCAUCCUGUUCUCUUCUCAAUGUGCGACCACACUUUGUGUGUUCACGAGAGGCAGUUCGCAACAGUCCGGUGCUGGGCAGUCUCGUAUUUGCCUCCUAUCCGUCGCCCAUUCUUCACCAUGCCACUGUGCACAUACGCCCCCUUCGCAGUCGAUCGUUGGUGAAAACUGACGGUCAGGCCACGCCACCGAAUGGUGAUACUCAGCAGGAUGAGGGCGUUGUCGAACGGCAAUGUGUGGCAAUGCCUGCGGCACGAUUUCUGCAUUUCAUUGCACCCAAGAUUGUGUCAACCGUUCAGCCGUACUGCUACCAUCGACAGGCGGCGUAUCGCCAGCAGGUUGUGGUGGAAGGUGGCGAGCCAGAGCGCCGCAACAUGCUCAUGCAUUACGAUGCCAGAGGGCGCGAUCCGCUUGCAGCUGCAAGCUGGUCAGGCAAUGCAGCAUUGGACAAAGGCUUACACCCUCUCAAGCCCAAGAAUGGGUGGUCACACAUUCAUAUACCGAACAAGGACCGUAUGAUCUGUGACUCUGGCAAGCUGACUGUCCUAGACAAGCUGCUGAAGCAGUUGAAGAUUGACGGUCACCGAGUGCUCAUCUACUCGCAGAUGACGAAAAUGAUAGACCUGCUGGAGGAGUUCAUCAUCUACCGCAAGUACAAGUACAUGAGAUUGGAUGGCUCGUCUAAGAUUGCUGACCGCCGUGAUAUGGUAGCUGACUUCCAGGCACGAGACGACAUUUUCGUCUUCCUGCUGAGUACACGCGCUGGCGGCCUGGGUAUUAACUUGACGGCCGCAGACACCGUCGUCUUCUACGACAGCGACUGGAACCCGACGGUUGACCAGCAAGCCAUGGACAGAGCGCAUCGUCUCGGUCAGACCAAGCAGGUCACUGUCUACCGGCUCAUCACCAAGGGCACCGUCGAGGAGCGCAUCCUGGAACGUGCAAAGGAGAAGAGUGAGAUCCAUCGUAUGGUGAUCAGCGGUGGCCAGUUCAAGCCGGAUGUUCUCAAGCCGACAGAAGUUGUUUCUCUCCUUCUGGACAACGAGGAAAUGGAGCGUAAUUUCAAAGAGAGACAAUCAUUAUCUGAUACGCCUGCUGAUGCUGGCACAGCCCCUGCUGGUCAGACGGCAAAGGGCACCAAGCGGAAAAAUUCGGAUGCAGGUGCCAGUAGUGGGAAGAAGAAGUUUGAUGCAACGCUAUCCUCUGGUGGCAAUGGUGGUGCGGGCUCCACAAGCCCAGCGCAUGCCAGUGACAGCCCAGCUCUCCCAGGGACGCCCAACAACAAAUCUUCGUCCUCACAUUACUUCCCGACAACUCCUGUUGUGACAGUGACGGAGUCAACUAACAAGAGUGUUCCCAACAGUAGCGAGGGCUCGCCGAGCACUGUUGGAAAAGGUCGUGCUCGCUUCUCCCCGGCUGCGUCUCCUGCUUCACGCGCCCCUGGCGGCAGACCCCGCGGUGGUGGCCGAGGUAGAGGAUCUCGGCGUGGCCGGACAGUACCUGUAGUCGCGUCGGGUGGAGCGGCAGCUGCUGCCGCCGGUGCUGCUGCUGGUGCUGCCGCUGCGGCUGCCUUGCUGAAUGGCAAUGACCGGUCUGGUCGCAUGCCCACCUACUCGCCGAUUAACAGUGUCCCACCCUCGACAACCAAUAGCUAUUAUACGCCGUCUGGCUCGGCUGCCAAUUCACCAUCACCUGCCGACAGUUCCAAUAGCACCUCCUAAACACGCUGUGUGAGUGUGUGUGUGAGUGUGUGUGUGUGUGUGUGUGUGUGUGUGUGUGUGUGUGUGUGUGUGUGUGUGUGUGUGCGUGCGUGUGUGUGUGUGUGCGUGUGGUGCGUACACAAUACUUUCUGGAAUAUUUUUAGAUGCCUAUCCUACUCUACCCCCCCCCCCCCCCCUGUCUCUCUCUCUCUCUCUCUCUUGUCCAUAGUACCCCCCCCCCCCCACUGUCUCUCUCUCUUGUCCAUAGUAGUGUGUCGAGUCGCUUUCUGCCGUAUCAUGUUUAUAUACCUCGUUUAUUUGCGCUGUGCUAUUCUGCUGUGCUGUGUAUAUGCCUGUGUCCAUGCUCACGGUACCGUGGCUGCUGAGUGAGAUUGUCCAGCUCAGAAUUGAAUUGCUGUUAUACUUGGAAAGUCCAGAUGUUGAUUUACCGAUGUUCAGCUUCUACUGAGAAGCUGAGAAGCAGAGAAGCAGAGAAGCAGAGUGUUGAACAACAGCUGUACUGCAUCAUCAUAUUGCAUACAAUGUAACAUCACCAGUGAUUUAUUCUUCUUUUUUUAUCAAGCUAGAGGGUUUGCUGUACUCGUUCACACGCACACAGUACUCAACAGUCUCUUGUCUUGAGCUGGAUUUUUAUUAGAUAUGUCGCUUAUGUGGCCUUGCUGGGUUUCUUCACAUCCGGUAUCCGGGGCCCCUUUCUUGUCCAAGUUUUCUGCUGACGUCUGUUGUCUUGUGAGCAGGUGUCACCGGUUCCUUGUUCACUUCACGUAAUAACGUCUGUCUCCGAUUUGGGAGUUUGUUUCAACCAGGUUUGUGUGAUUCCCUCCACGCACCCACUCUGCUACGCUCUUGUUUGUUGUUCUUAGUUCAUUGGAUGUCAUUGUUGGAGAAUGUUGUAUUUUAUGCUGUGUGCUUAGUCUGGACUUUUUUAUCAUAUUACUUUUUUUAGUUUUCUUCUCGGAGUAUGUGAAUUGUGAAUACAAAACCUUCCUCAAAA